AGAAAGAUGCAGAAAAGUGGGAAGAUGCUGAGGAUAGACAUCUGUGGCCUUGCAUUCGAUUGAUGGAGAGUAAAAUUUUUCUUCUUAUGAUGAUGGGAUGGGAAAUUAGCCUUGUAUUAAGGAAUGAAUAUCAGCCUUCGUUCUGGUCUUACUCAAGAAAACUGCUGACGGAGCCCAUGGAAAAAAAAAGUUUCAGAUAUAAAUGUUGCUUUCCAGAGUCUGCAGCAGAAGGUCUAUAUUUGUCAAUAACCAGUGGGAUAUUAAACGUAUUCUAGAAUUUGAAGGUUCAUUACGUUGCAUUUCCAGGAAUUAAAAGAUCAGGAGAGUAAGUUAAGAACUCUAGUUUUUUCCACCUACUUCAUCAUCCAAAUUGAUGCUUUUAAGUUAGCAGACUUACUUUGGAAAAAUACUUGGAGAUGUGCUCUACAGAUUUAUGCCUUUGAAAUGUGGGUCGUCUCCUUUGAUCUGAUGGGCUCCUAGCAUGAAAAAUCACAGAUUUUAACUGAUAAGAAUGAAGAUUUGUUUCAUUUCAUACCACACUGGUAAUUGGGGAGUGUUUCACCUACUGGAAGUUUAUUACGGGGCAAAACAGGAGUAGACCCUACACCAUGGCAGAGAAGUGUGAUUACAUUGCAAGUGUGUACGGUUAUGAUCUGGGUUGCCGUUUCAUCAACUUCAGACCCUUGGGCUUUGGUGUGAAUGGGCUGGUUCUGUCUGCAGUUGACAGCAAAAGCUGCUGCAAAGUCGCCGUGAAAAAGAUCGCCAUCAACGACGCACAGAGCCUGAAGCAUGCUUUCCGUGAGAUCAAGAUAAUCCGCCGCCUGGAUCAUGACAACAUUGUGAAGGUCUAUGAUGUCUUAGGACCCAAAGGAGCAGACCUUCAAGGAGACUUGUUCAAAUUCAACGUGGUGUACAUCAUCCAGGAAUAUAUGGAGACUGACCUGGCCCGUCUAUUGGAGCAAGGACCACUUUCAGAGGAACACGCUAAACUUUUCAUGUACCAGUUGCUCAGAGGCCUGAAAUACAUCCAUUCAGCCAAUGUCUUACAUAGGGAUUUAAAGCCUGCCAACAUUUUCAUCAAUACUAAUGACUUGGUGUUGAAGAUUGGUGACUUUGGAUUAGCCCGAGUCGUGGACCAACAUUACUCGCACAAGGGUUACUUGUCCGAAGGCCUCGUAACCAAAUGGUAUCGAUCUCCUCGCUUGCUCCUGUCACCCAACAACUACACCAAAGCCAUUGACAUGUGGGCAGCUGGGUGCAUUCUGGCAGAAAUGCUUACGGGAAAGAUGCUUUUUGCUGGAAGCCAUGAGCUGGAGCAGAUGCAGCUCAUUUUAGAAACAAUUCCUGUCUUCCGUGAAGAGGACAAGGAAGAGUUGCUCAGAGUGAUGCCAACUUUCAUCAAUAGCACCUGGGAGGUGAAAAAGCCAUUGCGGAAGCUUCUUCCUGAAGUGAACAGCAAAGCUAUUGAUUUUUUGGAGAAGAUACUGACGUUCAAUCCCAUGGACCGGUUGACAGCAGAGAUGGGCCUUCAGCAUCCUUUUAUGAGGCCGUAUUACUGUCCCGAGGAUGAGCCUGUUUCCCAGCACCCUUUCCGGAUUGAAGAUGAAAUUGAUGACAUUUUGUUGAUGGAAGCUAAUCAGAGCCAGAUGUCCAACUGGGACAGAUAUCAAGUAAGCUUAUCCUCGGAUUUGGAAUGGCGACAUGAGAAAUGCCAUGAUUUGGAUGAGGUGCAACGUGAUCCCCGAGCAGGAUCAGAAUCUAUUGCUGAGGAAGCUCAAGUGGAUCCACGUAAAUAUUCCCAGAGUAGCUCGGAGAGAUUUUUGGAGCAAUCACAUUCUUCAAUGGACCGAGCAUUUGAAGGGGACUCUGGGCAUUCCUGUGAUUAUAAGGUGGGGUCACCUUCUUACUUAGACAAGUUGCUGUGGCGAGACAACAAGCUCCACCAUUACUCCGAACCCAAGCUCAUUCUAGACUUAUCCCACUGGAAAAGAGCAUCUAUUGCACCCGCUGCAGAGAUAACUCUAGAAGAAGAACCAUCCAACCUUUUUCUAGAGAUCGCACAGUGGGUAACCAGCACCCAGACAGGACUCGAAUGUCCCAAUGCUCUUCCAGAGAUUCAGGAACGGAGUUUGCCAUCUUCUCCUCCUCAUCUCCACAAAGAAUCCAAGGAGGUUGACCAGAAAACUGAUCCUCAAUUUGACCUGGAUGUCUUCAUUUCCAGGGCCUUAAAACUUUGCACAAAGCCGGAGGAUCUGCCUGAUAACAAACUCAAAGACAUCAACGGAGCAUGUCUAGCAGAACACCCGAAAGAAAUUGUACAGACAGAAGGGUAUCAUAAAGAGAGGUGGUAAAUAAAGGGACAGAAGUAGGCUUAUAGUAUCCCUGGCUAGUCUCCUCUAAAAUUCAGUUUUAACACAGUACCCACAUAGUGAUUAAUUGUAAUCAAGGUUUGAAUACACAUGGAACACAUCAGCUUUUUGUCUGAUAAUUGUUGGAAUGCCUUCAAGUUAAAGGCAAGCACAAUCCAAGCUCUUGUCUUCUGUGUCUUGGGAGCUAACCUAACAAGUAAUCUGGAGAUGUGAAUGAAAUAUUGGGAUUUUUUUUAUGCUGCCUUAACAGUCUUGCCUUUACCUAUGGACAUCAGCUUUCAGUACAGAAAAAUCCUUAAAUCCAAAGGAUGCUAUUCUGUUAGUUCUGCAAGUAUUUUGUUCCGUUAUGAGAAUCAAACGGUGUUAAAAGAUCUUCCUGUGGAAAACCAGGCGCCUCUGUUUGGAAUUAUAUGAUCCAUACUGGCCUGGCACUUUUCCUGAAAGCCCAAAGACUUUAAUGUUUAUUACCCCUGCCAUCCUUACUGCUACCUUUGCAAGGCCGGGCUGUAUUACUACCCAUACACUUCAUCAGCCAUCCUUAACCAAGCAACCUCCGAAUGUGUGGAGCUUGCAAACCUCAGAAUCCCCACCCAACACAACUUUGGGAAAUCUAGGUGUUGCAGCCACAACUCAUGCCAGUGGCCCUAGAUUGGGAAAUGCCACAUUACAGAAUGAAGCAUUGGCUUAGAGGCAUGACCUUACUGAUUAAUCAGUUGACAGCUGAGCUGAGAGCUGCAACGAGACAUUUUGACAUGUAGCUCCUGCUCAUAACUAUGGCAUAGUAGUAGUUUGUUAGCAAGGGACCAUAACUGACGAGGAGAUGUGGGUGGGUGGGUUUCUGUUAUCUUCUUCAAUAGAAAUAUCAGUGUCCCAGUAGCUAACUCUGUUGGUGCCCAUCCAACUCCCUGUCCUGUCUUAAUUAGGGUGGGUGAGUUGGCAAAGAUCCUUUCAAUUGUUUAAAUAAUAAAUGAUAGCUAGCAAGUUGCAAAGCAAAACACCAGCUUUUGGCAUCUUCUUUGGUUACCAAACCACAUAGGCCUCCUUAGGAAAUAAAGAUGAUGUGUAGCUAUGGCCCAUAGCUUUGCUUAGGAGUGUAUCAAUCCACCUACCCAGAAAAAAAGACAUAUCACUUGAAAAUGAUAAGAUACAUCCCAGGAGUCUGGAUAAGGUAGGCUGCCAGUCCGUUGGACAGCCUGCAUUUUUAAAAAUUGCCCCUCUGUCCAUCUCCACCCUCUAGUGGGCUCACCGUCAGUCUAUUUUUUUAAGUUGGAUUUGCUUCAGUCUCCUCUCCUGACGGGGUACAUAUCUGCACAGCAAAAAUCUGGAUCACUAGAUGUAAAGAGUUAUUGUUUUCAGUAUCGCUAUGCUGGUCACUGGCCAUCAGAAGUUUUGCAGCACAAAUAUUGGAGUUCUCACUCCCAGUGGCACAUAGAUAGGACUUAGGCAGUAAGACUACACCCUAGAUUGACUUGGCCAUUUGCCAAGGAAUCUGCAUGGUGGCCAGGCAGAAUGGUCUGGGCAGGAAGAGAGUGAGGAAGACAAACGAAUAUAUAUAGCU
Candoia aspera is the source of this 3927-nucleotide messenger RNA. It is a transcript of the gene MAPK4, whose product is annotated as mitogen-activated protein kinase 4. Gene Ontology annotation, molecular function: MAP kinase activity; ATP binding. Gene Ontology annotation, biological process: intracellular signal transduction; protein phosphorylation. Gene Ontology annotation, cellular component: cytoplasm; nucleus. The transcript is spliced from 5 exons. NCBI's taxonomy places the organism in Eukaryota, Metazoa, Chordata, Lepidosauria, Squamata, Candoiidae. Bases 609 to 2351 code for a protein of 580 amino acids. The record is from RefSeq and is a predicted model, not a curated record.